This is a messenger RNA of Cataglyphis hispanica, 8500 nucleotides long. It is a transcript of the gene BicD, whose product is annotated as protein bicaudal D. The transcript has 8 exons. Gene Ontology annotation, cellular component: cytosol; Golgi apparatus. Gene Ontology annotation, biological process: protein localization to organelle; microtubule anchoring at microtubule organizing center; regulation of microtubule cytoskeleton organization. Lineage: Eukaryota; Metazoa; Arthropoda; Insecta; Hymenoptera; Formicidae. Gene Ontology annotation, molecular function: dynactin binding; cytoskeletal adaptor activity; dynein complex binding. The record is from RefSeq and is a predicted model, not a curated record. The coding region runs from base 430 to 2769 and encodes 779 amino acids.
GGAACAUGUAUCCGGUUGUGUUCGCGUGAUUUCCCCUCCCACCUCUCCCCUUUACUCGUCCACCUUGCGCUUCGCCGUAACCGAACUGUCACUGUCGCGCCGCGUCUGUCAAAAUCGGCGAAUGGCUUGCGACGGUGGUUUUCGCGUCGCUAGAUAGGAUGUGAAAAGAAGGACCUGCCUAUCGCGCGCGUCUCGCCGAAGUGAGGAGGUAAACUACCACGAGACGUGACGUGACGUGACGCGCCUGAUCGACGAUUACCGAAGGAUGCGUCGGGCGAGCGGCGUUCAUUUAUUCCGAUAACGACGACGAGGUGCGUGCUGGAGGUGGUGACGAGGUAAAAGGUGGAGGGGGGACAAAGAGCGUGACAGCAACAUCGCGACAUUGCCAUCGUCGUUGUCGUCAUCGUUUGUCAUCGUCAACCUGUAACGAUGGCCGCCACCGCCGUCGACGGGCUCGAGGAGCUGAGAAUCGAGAACGAACGGCUGUCGCGCGAGCUUGCCUUGGCCUCCACUGAGAAGAUACAAUCGGCGCAAUACGGACUCGCUCUGCUCGAGGAGAAGUCGGCCCUGCAGCAGCGAUGCAACGACCUAGAGGCCCUCUACGAAAACACGAAGCACGAGCUGGAGAUCACGCAGGAGGCCCUCGCAAAGUUCCAGACAACCACAAAGAUCACUGCAAAGAGCGGCAUCGAGCAAGAAGAGAGUCUUCUUAAUGAGAGUGCCGCUCGGGAAACGUCUCUGCAGUCGCAGAUUAUUGAAUUGGAGAAUGAAACGAAACAGUUACGUCAUGAGUUGGAACGAGUGCAAGCGGAACGCGAUCACGCUCUGCAGGAACGCGAGGAAGUUGGUAAGGAUCACCAGCAAGCGGAGACGGAACGUAAAUCGUUGCGGACGGAAUUACGGGAGUGCAGAUUCCGCGAGACCCGUUUGCUUCAGGACUACUCCGAAUUAGAGGACGAGAAUAUAUCCUUGCAAAAACAGGUGUCGUGUCUGCGAUCCAGUCAGGUAGAAUUUGAGGGUGCCAAACAUGAGAAUCGAAGACUCAUGGAGGAGGUUGAAUUGUUAAAUAGUCAAGUGGAAGAACUGACAAACUUGAAGAAGAUAGCGGAGAAGCAGAUGGAAGAAGCAUUGGAGUCUCUACAAGCGGAGCGUGAGGCCAAGUAUGCUCUGAAGAAGGAGUUGGAUCAGAGAAUCAACAGUGAGUCGAUUUACAAUCUCAGCAAUCUUGCGCUCUCCAUCCGGGGCAUCACGGAGGAUCAGACGAUAUGUAGCGACGGUGAAGACGAUUCGCCUGCAUUGCGUAGAAUCGAGGCGGAUCUAAAGACGCAGGAACCAGGCACAUCUGCCACCGACAAGCAGGUCGACUUAUUCUCCGAAAUUCAUUUGAACGAAUUGAAGAAAUUAGAAAAGCAGCUAGAACUUGCGGAGACUGAAAAGGCUCAUUUAACACAAAACUUACGUGAAUCGCAGUACGCAGUCGAGAAAAGCCAGGCGGAAUUGCAAUCGUUCGUUGCACGAAUAGUGCAGCUGGCAGCGCAUGUGCAAUCGUUACAUCAUCUUCAUUCGAAAUUGCCAGAAAAGCAGAGUGAAGAAGCAACAUUGGAUAAACUUAAUCAGGCUAUUGUACAAUAUCAUCAAUGGAGCACCAUGUCCGCUCGCGAGGUUAAUCAGUUGCAGAAAGAUCUGGCAGAAUUGGAGAACGGUUUAACCAUAUCUGACUCCACGCAACAGCUAAGAACAGAGCUGACAAAUUUGAGAAACAAGAUACCAGAGUCAGAGAAGAGCCUUCGAGAAAAGCUCUUGGAUACGGAACAAAGAAGCAUGCAACUCGAAUCGGACGUGUCCACGUUGUCGAAACUCACCGCGGAAGCGGGCGGUUUCCUUGAUUCUGCUCAGAACGAUUUGCAGAACCUUUCCGACGAGCUCGCGCAACUUUACCAUCACGUGUGCACCGUUAACGGCGAGACUCCCUCGAGAGUGGUAUUGGAUCACGAAAAGUCGGAAAUUGUGCCCGAAAAAGAAGAGGAGAACGGCAAGAUGGAUUGGUGCCGAACUCUAUUCAAGACCGACAUCAAGAUUAAAGAUCUAGAAAGUCUCAGCAAAUCAAAGGAAAUUGCGAAGCACAUAGAGACCGCGAUGGACCAAAUAAAGUAUCUUAGAAGCGCCGUAGAACAUACAAUCGAAUUAUCCAAAGUUAAGGGAAUGCAGUCCAACAUCUGCAACGUUUGCGAGACUUCUGUCAAUGAAAACAAAGCAGAAGUAACGGAUCUUCAAGAGCAAGUCAUUAGAUUAAAGGCCUUGCUGUCCGCUAAGCGAGAGCAGAUUGCCACAUUAAGAACAGUACUUAAAUCAAACAAAAACACGGCAGAAGUAGCGUUAACAAAUUUAAAGAGCAAAUACGAAAACGAAAAGAGUAUCGUUAAUGAGACAAUGCUCAAAUUAAGGAAUGAGCUUAGAAUGUUGAAGGAAAACGCUGCGACAUUUUCGAGUCUGCGUGCAAUGUUCGCUGCACGCUGCGAAGAAUACGUGACGCAAGUGGACGAGCUCCAGCGGCAACUUGCCGUGGCGGAGGACGAUCGGAAGACGCUGAACCAAUUACUGCGGCUAGCAGUUCAGCAGAAGCUCGGCCUCACUAUGAAGCUGGAAGAGCUCGAGGUUGAUCGGGAGCUACGCAAUACCAGGAGACACGCCGCCGGCGCAAACGGACGCGGUAGACCGCGGCUGUCGCAACAGACGAACCGUCCCCACUUAGGCAGAGAUUUCUUCUAGAAAAUGAUGAAGAUGUGGAGUAAGAUAUUCUGAGAGAAGCGAGAAUUUUGAGAACCUUUUCGAAUUUUUCUACUCGUUGUCGUUGGGGCCGAAGGACUGUGUGUAGUGAGUAUACACAAUUGACUUCUUCUUUGUUAGAAUGACAUCUCGCAGUCAUGGGUUUAUACACACCAUAAUAAUCGUCGCGGUAAAUUCCGUGGACCGUAUUUUUACAAAGAGAUGGACGAGAUACAGUAUAAGUAUCUGAGGAAAAAAAAGGAAAUGACGACGCCGUCCUCACUAAAUACGGGAGAGAAUCCCGCUCGGUGAACGGGAAGAAAAUUGGCUGCGUUUUAAAGGUUUCGAAAUAUUCAGUUUCAUAUCCCACGAAUUUUGCUCCAUAUCAUAGAGUCUCUUCGGGGAGUCUCUGCCUUGUGUUACCACUAUUGUUAGUAGAGGAAUUUAAGGAGUGUAUAGGAUAUACACUUUCGUUGAGGGCGCCCGCGGUUUGCGGAAUCGCUGUGGGCGAGUUUAAUGCGAAUACUAUGUUCUACGCGACGAUACGCGUUAGUUGCAUUAAACUGUCAAGUGCAUUAAAUUAACGCGAAUGAUUCAUGAUUCAUUCUCAAUCAUUUUUAUUGUACAGAGAAAACGCUCUACGUUUUAAACUUUGAUUUAUUGUGCUCUAUCAUUGCUUUAGCACGCUUAUUUAUUACGUAUUCUAAUGUAUUCAUUAUCGCCUCGAUGAAUCAAAGGAUUCUGUUGAUGGUAUGUAGCAUAAUAAUCAUCUCCGAAACGUUUCAUCAAGGAUAAAAACAUACAUUAAAAGGAGAAGACGCACGGAAAGAAACGUAUACCGUUUGUAGGUAGUUAGCGCGAAGAAGGGCAAAUUUUACAUUGCAUACCACAUAGAGACAAUAUUAAUAUCUCGCGCGUCAUCGGUAGAGUUUAUAAUCAAAGUAGCGAAAUGGAAUGUCGUAGCAGCAAGUAGAUUUGACAAUUUUAGACGGUAGCCGAAUAAAAAAAAAUAAAAAAAAAAACAUGAUAGGGGGACCUAUCUUCCAAGUAGUACACCUCAGGUCAUAUCUCCGCUACAAAAACGACACUCGGAUGCGUAAAUAGAUCUAUCUUUACACCCUUUUAUUUGACGAUUGAUUUUUUUUAUGCAUGAAUAAACCAUUUUUUUAUUUGAUCGAGUCAUAAAAAUAUUUAAUAUGUUGGAAACGGAACAAUCGAUAUUGAAAAAAAAUAUGUUAAAAAAAAUAAAUCUUAUAAAUCUUAUAAAUCUUAAAUUCAUCAUUUUAGGCAGUUCAUUUUUUUUUUAUCUCCGAAACGCGGGGAUUUGAUUGUUCCAGUGUUCCAGGAUAUUACAAAUAUUUAUCUCUUAUUGUUAAAGAUCGGUAUACGUUUUUAUAAUCUCGUUGUUAGCUAUGGAAUGUGCAACGUACAAUAUCUCGUUCUUUCUAAUGAUUUUGUAGUAAACGCGGCCUAAACGGGCUUUAAAUCAUUUAAUUGACAGCUUGUUGAAUUUACACUUUUAUCGUGUUUUUUACUGAAGUUAACUAUUAUACUCAAUUAUUGUAUUUGAAGCAGCUAUUCGAGUUUUAUCAUUUGUUAUCUUUAUUUCUAUAUACAUUUUUUUAUUGUAACGCAAAACGCUUUGUAAGGCACUUUUAAUAGUUGGUUGGACGCAUAAUAAUGGUUGAUCUCGCUCGACGAAAUCAAAGGAUUCUUUAUUUAAAAAAAAAAUGCAUGCAUAUAUAGUUCCGAUGACUAGUUUUUAUUGAUUAUCGCUGUCACUUUUGUAGAAGUGUAAUUAUCGUGAUAAAUGUGUGUGUGCUCAGUGCAUUUCGCAGAAUGCUCUUUUACUUUGAUAUUUUCCAUAGAUACGUCCGUAUAUUAUAUGUUUUCUUCUAGUGUCCGCCGUUGCGUAAGUCAUUCCAAUUAAAAAUACUCAAUUAUAUAGCUGUCCGAUUGUUAUGAAUCUUUUAAACAAUAUCGACCGUAUUAGUAUUUUACAAAUCUAUUAACUAUUUUAUAUAUAUAUAUUUUUUUUACAUAUAUAUAUUUAAUAAUUGAUUAUCAUAAUUAUUAAGAUGUGCAUACAUAAUUGAGAUACAUUCAACGUAAUGGAGCAUUCUGUGCAAAUAAAUUUACAUAUAUAUUUAUAUGAAUGCUAUCAUAGAUUGGCUUCAAUCAAAUCUGUUAUCACGGCUAUUGCCAUUAUUAUCUUUAUUAUUAUUAUCAUCGCUAUCUUUUAUUAUUAGUGCAAUUGUACAUUUAUUGUCGUAACUAUUGCCUGCCGGCUUCGCGAUAAGAUGAAUAUUUAAAGAGAAUUUAUUAAGCGUUUAUUAAUUAAUUAAUUAUCGCUAUUAUAUAUCUAUAUCGUGUCGUCUUUAUAUCGCGCGUCACCUGUGUCUAAGACGUGUGUCACGAAUGGAAAUCCUAUUUCUUAUUUUAUACUAUUCAACAUCGAUAUUCUGUCGAUGUUGAUAUUCAGAAUAAAGCAUUUUUUGCAGAUUUUUAUUUUCUUUACGAUUUAUUUCCUAUGUCGAAUCUCUAAUUUCUCGCCCGUCUUAAAUAUUUUUCUUAGACGAUAAUAGAUCAGAUUAGCAAUAAUUAAUAGUUUACUUUAUUAAGUUGGUUGCACUAACAAACUUUUAAUUGUAAUAGGUCAGCUGACUUUGUUGAAUGGUCCUUAUCUCCUUUUAUAGAUUUUAGGAUUAUAUAAUACAUAGUUAAGAAAAUAAACAUUUAUUUUAACGCUUAAACGUUUUAAUGUAGACUGGUGCAAUUGAUCCUAAAUAAUUCUAUUAUAUAAUUCUAUAAUUAGUCUUAAAUACAUGUAUACACAUAUAACUCUCCAAGAGUAAAAGAAGAAAGAAUUUUGCAAGAUUCGUGCAGACUCUUAAGCGCUAGACACAGGUCAGGCUAAUUUAUAUCCAUAAACCGAGCCAGUCUCAGACCACCGUCCCUUCCCUUCUCAUUACGCAUCACUGUCGGGAACGAGCCGGGCAAAAAAAAAAGAUUCUUCCUUUUCUCGAGAAACUGUCCUCACACUAUUUUUCACGAGAAAUAUCGUCCUUGACUCAACUUAACCGUCCGCAUCACGCGACUAGAGACGUUAGUAUCAGAGAGAUAUUAGAAAACAUAAAUCUGUAUUGUAAUGUUACAAUAUGAAAUAUAAUUAUAAGAAAUUCGGAGGCUGUGCAUGAUUAUUGAUAUUUAAUAGCUAUGUGUGAUAUCAGGAAUUUGAUUUUUACAAAGAGAUCUGUUUUCUAUUGAUAAGAAGAUCUGUGCAGUUUCUUGUUACUAAUUUAGUUAUAUGUUAGAUAUUCUGCUUGUUAAUUAAUUUCUGAAAGAGUCACGAUAAUAAAAACACGGUCUCCGAAGAGUUGUUAAAAAAUUGAAUGCGAGCGUCCAGUCGCGGUAGUGCAUAGCUUUGACAAUUUUUGCCAAAAAAGUAAUUCUGUCCUUUCGAAGGAACCCGACAUGGUCCUUCUGUACAUUUAGCGUCCUUCAUAAAGUUCCUCUAUGUAAAAGGUUGCGUAUCAGCAUCAUGAAUAUAUUGAUCAAUGAUUUAUUUAUACAAAUAAUUUCAAGAUCCGACUAAAAUAUGUCCUGUAAAAUCUCUUUAUAAUAAACUUAUACGAAGGAAGGAAAAGGCAAUUAAGAGACAGCGUGGUAAUUUAAGUGCAUAUAUUUUAUUACAAUCAAAUUAUCUAUCAGAAAGCAAAUGUUAUGUAAUGAACCUUUGAGAUAGAGAGACUGUUCAAGAAAAAAAAAACUACAUUAAUUAUAAUAUAUUUCAUUUACUUUGUAAAUGCCUAUAUCACUUAGUUACAAUGUUAAUAUAAUUUGAUUGCAAUAAAAUAUUCACCAUGCAGGCUCUUAAUUGCCUUUUUCCUCCUUCGUAGGAUAUAUUUAUAAGAGCCUUUAUUAGUUUAUUUUAGUAAUAAACUUAUAUAUUGUUUAAAAGAGAUCGAAGAAAAUACGCAACCUGUGUACCGAAUUAUUUAUCAAGAUCAUGUUUAAGAUUCUAAGCUAAAGAAAACGAGGGAGGAACAGAACAAGUUUUUAAAACAAACCGAAUUAAGUAAUUUAGAGAAAAAAGAAACGAGAGGUGGAUACAUUGUGAACAAUAAUAUUAGAAUCUGCCCCGUCGAAGAUUGGUAAAUGAGGAGGUAAUUGGGCUGAUGGACAGAUUUAUGCUCAAGGCUUCCACAAAAGUUCUUAUUGCGUCCCGUCUGGCAAAUCUCUCGAUGGUGGUGCGUUUAGAUACGUGAGACUAGGAGUAAUAAAAGAAGAAGAGAAAAAAAAAAUGUAAAACUCGCGAAUAACGAGUCCGAUUAGCUGUAACACGGCGUAGACUGUAAGAGAUUAAUCGACUGCGUAAUGUGUGCUGAAACUAUUUCUCUAAGAGGAAGACUCGGAGAGAGAGAGAGAAAAAUUUCUUGAUGUAAUGACGUGCAUGAGACGUCUCAACGACGUUGGAUGUAUCACACUUUAAUCGGGUCCAUGUUGCACUUACGCGAAAUAUUUUUACACUCCAUUGACAGAUAUAUGUAUCUCUUAGUAAUAAUUAUCGAUGAGCAAGCUGGAUAGCAUUUUGCGAAUUUGUGACUUGUCAUUAAGCGAUAUUAUGUACGAUAUUGUGUCUUGUAUAUAGGUAUUAUUGUGAUAAGAUAUUUUAUUUGUGGCAUACAAAAAAAAAAAAUAUAGAAAUCAUUUCUUUAAUUUACGAAAUAUAUUUCGAAUAAUGUUCACAAAUUUGCAGAAUGUUAUAACGCUCCAAUUGUUAUCUAAGUUAUUAAGUAUUUCUUUUUAAAUCAAAUUUUACUCGGAGAAAUUAUUUAUUAUUUUACUGUAUUAUGUUAAUUAUAAACGAUUUAAAUAUUAAUAUAUUCUGAGAAUAGAAUAUAUGCAUAUAACUCAAUUAAUUUAAAAUUUUAUAGUUGUAAUUUUAGUAAUCUUAAUGUAAUAAUAUUUAUGUAUGAGUGUGGACUUGUAUAAUAACAACUUUUUAUUUAAUAUAUGUUUAGAAUUCAGUAUUACAAAGUCGAUAAAUUAUUAGUGAGUUUUUUUUCGGUAUUUAUACUAUUCUCGAUUGACAAAAAUAUCUUUAUCAUGAUAUUGGUUUUAUACUGUACUUAAUCAUGGACCCAGAACAUUGUAUGUUGUAUAUACUGUAAAUGCACUCUAGCGUUACGGCAUCAAUAAUACAUUAUAUGAAAACGUACCAAAUUUCGCAGAGAUUAGCGAAAACGAUUUAUACAUACAUACAUACAUACAUAUAUAUAUAUAUAUAUAUAUAUAUAUAUAUAUAUAUAUAUAUAUAUAUAUAUAAUACGAAGGUCUCAACGAGCAUUAUAUUUUCUCUGUAGCUAUUAUAGUACACUAAUCCUUAAAUCGUAAGAAGAAAAAAAUCCGGAACCAACCAUUUAUAGCAAUUAUUAGCAAUCUCGUGAUUUCCCGCGUUUAUUGACAAGUAAUCGGAACGGAGACGCCAGUUUUAAAUUAGAUCGAAUGUAGCUGUUAAGUAGAUGUUCAGUAACAUUAUUUACAGGUAAAAAAUUUAAAAAAGAAUCGAAAAAAAAGAGAGAGAGAGAGAGAGACAAAGGUAGAGAUGCGUAUUCAAGCCACACUCGUGGUACCUGGAGUUGACGUUAUUAAACAAUAGUAUAUUAUACGUAGUGGAGAUUCUUUUUGUAACAUAAAGUGAAAUAUAAUCGUUUGUAACAUGAUUAAUUUU